Messenger RNA from Dunckerocampus dactyliophorus (ringed pipefish), 5829 nucleotides. It is a transcript of the gene ube3b, whose product is annotated as ubiquitin protein ligase E3B. The transcript is spliced from 27 exons. Gene Ontology annotation, molecular function: protein binding; ubiquitin protein ligase activity. Bases 381 to 3584 code for a protein of 1067 amino acids. Lineage: Eukaryota; Metazoa; Chordata; Actinopteri; Syngnathiformes; Syngnathidae. Gene Ontology annotation, biological process: protein polyubiquitination; ubiquitin-dependent protein catabolic process. The record is from RefSeq and is a predicted model, not a curated record.
UUAAUGGCCGCAGUUCGUGUACGGAUCUGCUCUCAUUGUUUACAUUUUUAAUGAUUUAUUCACCCUGUUUCCGAGACUGUCAUCGGCAAAGUAUAAUUCCUAAACUUGAAAUGAUGGCAAAUAUCAACAAACCGAUGUGACAAGCCCAUAUUUGAGACAACAUUUAAUGCAGUCUUGCCUCGAACUAGCACUGGAUGCUAACUGUCUCAGCUCCAUUCUUCAUGUAUCGCUUCUUUAUCCAAAGAUGACCAGUUAGUUAGUUUACCAGGUUUACCUGCUGCUUGGACCCCAAAGACAACAACAUGACUGUGGAGGUAUAGCACCAGGCGAGCCUUCAGGCCCAGACAACACCUUAUCCGAGAACUUUCGCAGGGUGCACAAUGUUUGGGGCAUCUCAAAGCGCCAAGUCGGAAUUCCUGGAUAAAGCCAGACAGGCGAGAGAGGAGAGGAAAGGUCAGAAGGACAAGGAGAGAGCAGCAGUCCACAUCCAAUCCCUGAUCAGAAGAUUUCUAUGUCGCUGCAGGCUGCAGAAAGAAAUAAGGAAAGAAGUAGAUGACUAUUUUCAGGCUUCUGCUGCAACAUCAAAAAGAAAUGCACUCUCACUUUUUAAAAUUGCUCGUAAAUUACUGUUCGUUUUUCACCAGGAGGACAAGGCGAGGUUUGAGAAGCUGUGCAGGGCUAUUCUUACCAGCAUGGAGGUUGAAAAUGAGCCUAAAGUCUGGUAUGUGUCGUUGGCGCUCUCCAAAGACCUCACAAUCCCUUGGUUGAAACAGAUUAAAGAUGUGCUGUGGACCUGCUGUCAACUACUGAAGAGCUUAAAACCUGACAUACUACAGGACAGCAAAUUGGUAACGCUGUACCUCACCAUGCUGGUCACCUUCACAGACACGUCAACAUGGCGGAUCGUCAGAGGGAAGGGAGAAGCUCUCCGACCUGCAUUGACGAGAAUUUGUGAGAACAUCAUGGGUUAUCUCAAUCAAAAGGGAUUCUAUUCAACUCUGCAGAUUUUGUUGACCAACGGCUUGGCUCGCUCUAAACCGUCUCUCUCCAAAGGCACUUUAACAGCUAUCUUAACUCUGUCACUAAGGCCAGUCAUCGCUGCUCACUUCUCAGAUAACCUGCUCAGAUCAUUCCUCCUUCACAUCAUGUCAGUUCCAGCUGUGGUUUCGCACCUCUGUGUGCUCACUCCAGAGUGUAUAGCAUCAUUCCAGACACACAACCUUUUAAGGAAGUUCAUCCUGUUUCUCAGCCGUGAGGAGCAGUGUUCUGAUAUAUGCGUGUGUCUAGAGGGGAGCCACACACUGUGCUUGCUUGGAAACCUGAUUCACUUGGGCUUCCUUAAUGAGCGAGUCAUAGAGGAGGAGGCCAAUCACUUAGUAAAGGACCUAACUGACAUGCUGUCCUACUGCCAGAGAUAUGUGUCCCAAAAGAAGUCCAACCUCACCCACUGGCACCCUGUUCUGGGCUGGUUCUCACAAACUGUAGACUAUGGUCUGAACGAAUCAAUGCCACUGGUUACCAAGCAGCUGCAGUAUCUGUGGGGCGUUCCUGUCAUUCGGACUCUCUUCAGUGACGUCCUCUCGAAGAAGUUGGAGAGUCAGGAACCCACUCCCUCACCUCCACAACCUAGCACGUCGCAAAACAAUCUACCAGUUAAAAGCCUCUUCAAGCGAGCAUUUCAGAAGUCUACUUCUGUACGAAACAUCUUGAAGCCAGUGGGUGGAAAGCGAGUGGACUCGGCUGAAGUUCAGAAAGUGUGCAGCAUCUGUGUGCUCUACCAGACUGCUCUGUCCACACUGACACAAAUACGCCUUCAGAUACUCACUGGUCUGACGCACCUUGACGAUCUCCUGCCCAAGUUGUGGGCCUUCAUCUGUGAGCUUGGUCCACAGGGAGGCCUCAAACUCUUCAUGGAAUGUCUCAACAAUGACACUGAAGAGUCCAAGCAGCUCCUGGCUAUGCUCAUGCUCUUCUGUGACUGUUCACGGCACCUCAUCACAAUCCUGGACGACAUUGAAGUUUAUGAGGAACAGACCUCCUUCAAGAUAGAGGAGCUCCUGACUAUCUCUUCUUUUCUGAACACAUUUGUGUACAAAAUGAUAUGGGAUGGUAUCCUAGAGAACGCAAAAGGGGAGAAACUGGAGCUAUUCCACAGUGUUCACGGAUGGUUGAUGGUGCUUUAUGAACGUGACUGCAGGCGAAGAUUUACCCCAGAUGACCACUGGUUACGCAAGGACUUAAAGCCCAGUUUGUUGUUUCAAGAGCUUGAGAAAGGCAAGAAAAGAGCUCAGCUGUUACUGCAAUACAUUCCACACGUGAUUCCUCAUAAAAAUAGGGUGCUGCUGUUCAGGAACAUUGUCACGAAGGAGAAAGAGAGUCUUGGGCUGGUAGAAACCAGCUCCGCCUCGCCGCAUGUCACACAUAUUACUAUUCGCCGCUCACGCAUGUUAGAGGAUGGAUACGAUCAACUUCGCCGCUUACCUGUGAAUUCAAUAAAAGGCGUCAUUCGAGUAAAGUUUGUGAAUGACCUGGGAGUGGACGAAGCUGGUAUUGAUCAGGACGGUGUCUUUAAAGAGUUUCUAGAAGAAAUCAUUAAGAAAGUUUUCAACCCUGCUCUCAACCUCUUCAAGACAACAAGUGGAAAUGAGAGGCUGUAUCCUUCACCUACUUCCUACAUCCAUGAGAAUCAUCUGCAGCUCUUUGAAUUUGUGGGGAAGAUGUUAGGGAAAGCCAUAUACGAGGGUAUUGUUGUGGACGUCCCUUUUGCGUCCUUUUUCCUCAGUCAAGUAUUGGGUCACCACCACAGCACUUUCUAUAGCUCCAUUGAUGAGCUGCCCUCACUGGACUCUGAGUUUUACAAGAACCUCACUUCCAUUAAGCGCUAUGAUGGAGAUGUAGGGGAUCUGGGACUCACAUUAUCAUAUGAUGAAGACGUUAUGGGGCAGCUAGUUUGUCAUGAAUUGAUACCUGGAGGAAAGACCAUACCAGUCACCAAUGAAAACAAGAUCAGCUACAUCCACCUCAUGGCUCACUUCCGGAUGCACACACAGAUUAAGGAGCAAACUGCGGCUUUCAUCCGGGGCUUUCGUAGCAUCAUCAACCCGGAAUGGCUGCACAUGUUUUCUACACCCGAGGUUCAGCGUCUUGUCUCAGGAGACAAUGCUGAGAUUGACUUGGAUGACCUUAAGAAGCACACAGUCUACUAUGGAGGUUUUCAUAGCAGCCAUCGUGUCAUCAUCUGGCUGUGGGACAUCCUGUCGAGUGACUUCACUGCUGAGGAAAGGGCAAUGUUCCUGAAAUUUGUUACCAGCUGCUCAAGACCUCCUCUCCUAGGGUUUGCCUACCUCAAGCCACCUUUUUCAAUUCGUUGUGUGGAAGUGUCAGACGAUCAGGACACCGGGGACACCCUUGGUAGUGUACUCAGAGGCUUCUUCACAAUACGCAAGAAGGAGCCUGGUGGUCGACUGCCCACGUCCUCCACAUGCUUCAACCUACUCAAGCUGCCCAACUACAGCAAGAAGAGCAUCUUGCGUGACAAGCUGCGCUACGCCAUCAGUAUGAACACCGGCUUUGAGCUUUCAUAGCGCCUGUUGGAAAAAGAACAAUCAGCAGAGGAUGGCUAUGUGGAGCGGCCUGACCCAGGCGAAAGGCCCUGCUUGCCGAGAACAUUUAUAAAGUUAAAGAGGAGUCAUGAAGAACUACUCCAUUUUGUCUUAUUCUAACACCUGGAGGAUCUCCAUUUAUUCCCUUACAUUGAAAUGGGGAUGCUGAUUUUGCAGCACAAUCACAUUUUUAGCAUCUCCCUUUGCCAUACCUGAAAUCCAAGGUCAUAUAUACUGUAUAGUAUUUAACUCCAUGAACUCCAUACUUAUAGUGGCUUGGUCUUGAUUUCUCAGGCUUAACAGAAUCUUUUUCAGAUCUAACGCUCCCACUUGAAGUGAACUGGAAAGCAAUACAGAUGCAAUGCAAGCCAUUAGACAUGUGAAAACAAAGUGAUGCACUGGUAAUACUCUUACAAAUUUGGACUUUGGUAUCCAUGCAUCCUUGAGAGGGUAUCGAUUGAGUCCUGAAGUGUUUUCCAUUGAGUAAAUGUAAUUCAUCCAAGUAGAAGACACAUCAGUGUCUUAUGUUCAACCUCACCCGUCCUGUGUUGCCUACACUACAGCCCAUUUCUGGGAAAACGUUGUUGAUCUUAUUAAUUUCGAGACAGGACAGUCUUUUUUAAAAAAAUCCUUUACCAACAUGGCGUAUACUUUAAAAUUGAAGCUCUGCUUUAUAUGUGGCGAAGCACCAGAAUUUCUGCAUAUGAAAGAUCGAUGUUGUGUUUUACUUAAAAAAAAAAAAAAUUUAAAUAUUGAUGUCAUGUUUUUGCUCUUGCAUCUUUUGCGUUUGUUAUAAAAUGCCCAAAAAUGUCUCGCCACACCUCUUGUGGAUUGAGGUUUUAUACUUCAUGCUAGUAAUACAUGAACAUCACUACACCUUUUAAAUAACGCUGAGUGCCUCAUGUACCGUCAUCCUCCCCUUGCUUAGACACCUCUGACUGUAUUUCAAGUUUAACCAAUAAUGUUAUAUAUUGGAAACAAGCCAUAGAAGCGGGGACUGGGCUUAUUCUUGGAAACUCAACCAUCUACUACCACUACGACAACAACAACAGAGCCUUGAGGUUUUGACAGUGCUCCCUUUGGACCUUCAAAGCCAUGUAAUGAAGAAUUACCAGUUUUAAACAAGCCUCCUAAACAUGAUGUCAUAGACUGGAUCACCGCCUAAUGGGACUACUGCUUGAUUUCAUGUUUCUUUGGAUGGAAAUGAUGUAGAAAUGCUGUUGGGGACUUUAACUUGUAGGGCUGAGUUUCAUCUUAGUCAAGAACGAACCUGAAUAGUUCAGCUGGCAGUGAAAGGAUGUAGAAGCAAGCAUAAAAACACAACCAAAUCUGUCAUUAUGCAAAAAAAAAUCAUCUGCCAUGAAUGAGUAUGGAUCAUUUUGUCAUUAUGUAAUUACACACAGGCACUCUGGUCAGUACUACCACGUUGGCUACAAAAAUGCAAUUGUUUCACAAUAUUGAUGCAAGUCAAUGUUCGCCCCUCAAGGUACAUUACACCCUAAUGUGCCACAUAAAGCUAAUUAUUGGAUUGAAGUGUAGCAUUUUGUACUUUUUCACAGGUUCCAAAAAAGUGCACGUAUGUUCCAACUCUGUAAAAGUCAAUUGUACAAAAGCAGAACAGUUGAGGCUACCACCGCACUAACGAACCAAAACAAAGCUUUGUGAGUUUUGUGAGUGUGUUAACUUAAAAUAUAGAAUGCUGAAAUGUUGACUUUGUUUUGUUUUUUUUAAGACUUUAACACACAAAUUCUAAAUUCAUCCAACAAUGUAUUUUUGUGGUUAAAGCUCACUCAUUGAAAGUCUUUUUUUUCCAACUUGUUGAAAAUAUUUAACAAUUCUAAUAAUAUAUGAAUAGCAUAUAUGUUUGUUUAAUUAAUUUAAUUUGUUUUUGCAGGGCUACCUAACAAAAUACAAUUGCGUGCAACUAAAAAUAUGAAGUCAACAUUUUUAUUUUUAGUUUACCCCUAAAGUUACUUUUCCCCCAUCCAUUUGGAUGACCUUCAUGUGCGCACAGAAGAUCGAUUUCAAAUGAUGUCAACAGUUCUGUACUCGACUUUUAGUGCAAAAAUGCCAAUUUGAGACAUUGUCCCUUCAUAUGAGAGUUGAAUUGUCUUAAAAGUGUCUUUGCUGAUUGCACUAUGGAGUGGUAUGUGUACAAAGCGUCUUGUGUGUGUGGGAGAUAUGUAAUGUUAAAUCAUGCACACGAGUAUUAUAUAAACCACUUGCU